This is a messenger RNA of Melampsora larici-populina 98AG31, 1203 nucleotides long. RefSeq lists its product as uncharacterized. The transcript has 2 exons. The record is from RefSeq and is a predicted model, not a curated record. Bases 1 to 1203 code for a protein of 400 amino acids. Lineage: Eukaryota; Fungi; Basidiomycota; Pucciniomycetes; Pucciniales; Melampsoraceae.
AUGACUGAAUCCAAUCCACUUUUCCUUUCAAUAGAUGGUGGUGGUACCAAAACAAAAGUCACCAUAUCAACUUACUCAAAAUCAACAUCAAAUCAAUUUAAACCACAAAUCCUUUCAACUGCCAUCCAUCGUUCAUCAAAUUAUUCAGAUCUAGGAAUCGAUUCGGCCAUCCAAUCAAUCCAUCAAGCCACCCAAAAAGCUUUAUCAUCACUUCCAAUCGCUUACUCAACUUAUCUUAAUAGAUUCAAAACAAGUUGUCCGUUUACCAAAAUAUGGGCUGGAUUAAGUGGAGUGGAUAGUCCAUUAGAUAUCAAGAUUAUGUACAAUGCUUUAUCGAGUUUAUUUUUGAUUGAUACAUCUGAUUCAAACGUUUUAGAAGUAUCUAAUGAUUGUGAUUUACUUACUGGACCUAUUGAAUUUCAUUACUUAGAAUCCAUUCAUCAUUCAAAUCCAUCUAAAGUAUGUCAAGGCGGAAUCGUUUUGAUUGCAGGUACAGGGAGUAUUGUAACAGCUUAUAUACCCAAGAUUUUAGAAGCUGAAUCGGAUCCUACGAAAUCUGUUUUACAAGUAGCAGGAAGGUUAGGAGGAUAUGGGUAUUUAAUUGGGGACGAAGGAUCGGCUUAUGAUGUAGGAAAACGAACGAUCAAAUCGAUCCUAGAAGACUUAGAUAGUUUAAAUUCAAAAGAUAAUCUUUCAUUCAACUCAAUGAUUUCUAAAUCGACUUUGAUUCCAAUGAUCUUAAACCAUUUUGGUGUAGAAAACUUAAACGAUCUUUUAGGUUCGGUUUAUAAACUUGAUAAAUCAAAGGGAGAAACAGAACAUGAUCGAAAGAUAAGAAUCUCAGAAGUUUCUAGAAUCGUCAUGCAAGCUGCUUACCCAAAGAAUCUUGACCACCAAGAAAAUCAAAAAGGCGAUGAGUUUGCAUUAAGGAUCAUGCAAGAAACUGGUCAAGAAUUAUCUAAACUUUUAAAGAAGAUUUGUCAAAUUCAUCAACUUUUGCCUUCUCAAUUAGUUUUAUCAUUAGGUGGAGGUAUGUGGGGUUAUGAUGAAUUUCAACAACUUUUGAUUCAACUUACUCAUCAGGAUUGGGAUGCUCAAUGGGGUUGGAUUGAAAGAGUUAAUGAACCUGAUGAAGUGGCUGCUGUCACUCUUGUGAAUAGGUAUAUAAAAACUUUGGAAUCGGAUGCUUCAACACCAGCUUAG